AUGCCAUACAAAAUGUAUAAAUGGGCAGAGAGCAGGCUGCGUCCUAUAAGCAGUGUGCUGGCACCGGAAAUAUCUGGCAAAUUUGCCAAUAGUAAUAUUUAUGUGUACAGCCAGUGUGAGAGAGAAAAAAUCAGAAGAACCGAUAAGAAAUCAGAUUAUAAAAUAAAAAUAAUCCUUGACAAGAUCACUGGACGUAAAGGGUGGCACUCUCGGCAGAAGUAUACACUCUGUAAUAAAGCACUGAGCACGCAGGUAUGGAUGGAUCUGUAUCAGGAAAUAGGCGAGAGUGGUAUUCUUAGUCUGUACUCUAACUAUACAGUAAUGGAGAGGUAUGGAAAUAGGUAUAUUCUGCACUUAGCAAAUGAUAAACUGCCUGUGCAUGAAAAUGACAAGAACAAGAGUAAUCUAGUUAAAGUAUUCGAGUUUAAGGAGAUGAAAGAGAUACAUGCAGCAGAUGUAUACAGUAAAGAUGUAAUUGAGGUGUACACAGAUGAAAUAAGUACUUUAUUCUUUCGUAUACAGAAUGACACUGUAAGUAUAAAGGGAAUAAUUGGGUCGUUCAUAAAAGCAAAGAAAGAUAAAAUAAAAGAGAAGCACGGUGAGUGUGCACAAAAAAAGCCAACAAUAUUAGACUGUGAAAUACAAAGUGAAACCGUGGUAAGGCUGCUUUACACAAUAGUAAAGAAUCUCUUUUCGGGGAUACUUCCAGAGAAUGGACUAAUGCGAGUAAAGCAGAAGAUUCGGUGGAUGGCAAUGAACAAAAAGUAUAAAAUCAAGACAUCUGACUUACUCUCAGGACUAAAAACCAAUUUCAAGCCUAAAAUAAGAAAUAACAAUCCACUUCUGUACAAGAAGUACAUGACAGAGACGUAUUCCUUUAUAUUUCUAGUGUGUAUUCCAAAUAUAAUGGCGUGUUAUAUAAAGGAUACAACAAACCAAACCAGCACGCCAAGGUUCUUUUUCCGCCAGCAAUUUAAAAGACUGGAAAACCAGUUUAAAGACAACUACAUAAAGGAAUACUUUCAGAUAAUAAAAACCCCAGAAAUACCCGAAACCCGCCUAGAAAGUAGGUUUUUAAGAAAAAGAAAGUGUUCUGAAAGCGGAGAAAGAGAAAUUUCUGAUGUAUCAUUUCUCCAAGAGAGUUUUUCAGAGUACGCGGCAGUAGAUGAGACAGUGCUUGGUUCUGAUAUUUCAAUGGAAAAUAGUAUGCUCAACUCUGAGGAUACAUCUACCUGUACAGACAUAAAAGGCAAAGGAAACAGUGCAGCUGAAAAAAUAUCAGAGAAUGGUAUAACCCGAAAUAAGAAAGUAUCUGGGAAAAAACCUGUACAAAACCGCACUCGAAUAUAUAGUGCAUGCCAGAAGAUAAGCCCGCUAUAUGAUGAAGUGUUUAGAAUGAAUCUUAUCCCCAAAUCGGAGACGUUUAGGCCUGUUUUUAAAAAAGUAUACAACCCAAUCAAAGUAUUUGCGCCUUUAAAGCACAUUCACCAAGAAAGAAUGGUAUGCUGCAUUCUUACGAGAGAGGCACAGGAGAGGACGGAGUGGGAGAUUCAAAAUAAUCUUUUGCUAAGGAAAAGGCAGCCCAGAGUACGUACAAACAAUUCAAUAUUUAGGGUGACAGAUAUAUUUCCAAGAGUGCAUAAUUUUAGGAGCAAAUUCUCUGAUAACUUUGCGAAUAAUAAGCCACUGUACAUUCUUAUUCUUGAUAUAAAGAGCUGCUUUGAUAAUAUUUCUACUGCUGCUUUAAAUGGUCUAAACAUUAUACAGAAGCUGUUUGGAAGGGAAGAGUAUGAGGUAUAUACUGUGGUAGAAACAUCAAUCAAUGGGGUGAAGAUUGUGCGGAGGAAGGCACUUUAUCCAAACGAAAAUAUACAAAGUGAAUGGGAAGGCCGGCAGAACAGAGACCCGCACGUUAACCACAAAACAGUAUUUAAAGCAUACCACAACAAAGAGCUGUUCACACAAAUGGAGAUAAAAGAGACUUUAGAAAAAGAGAUAAAUCAUAGUAUACUACAGCACAGAGAUGCAUACUAUAAAAGAGUCAUAGGAAUUAACCAAGGAAGCCGAUAUGCAUCACAUAUGUGCGGAUAUUUUCUUGCCGCACUUGAUCCAAUAAUAACUGAAGGCCUAGUUAACACAUGCAUGGCCCGGUAUGUUGAUGAUUCGGUGUUCUUUUCAUGGAGCCUGGAUGAAUUGUCUUUGGUUGUUGAGCGAAUUAAGGGGCUGGAAACCGCCGGUGUUAUUCUUAAUAUGGCUAAGUGUAAGUUAUACACGUCAAUAGAGGAUGCUCCCAGUGUGUCCAUUGCAGGGAUUAUUCAGUCAGAGUACAAGCCCACCUUUAAGUGGUGUGGGAUGCACUUUGACACAAAAACACUCUUUCCAAUAAUGGUAUGGGAGCAUAAGCCAGCACCUGCGCUAAUAUAUAGCAAAAAAGAGAUUUUUCUGAAAAUACUGCUAAACCUAAACAUUAAGCACACAGCAGAGCUAUUCCACUCAGAAAACCCAAAUAAGUACAGAAAUGCCAUGCUCUUCAUUAAGUGCCAGAUACAAAAACUACUGUGUAUCCUAGAGAAUAAAGAGUGCACUCAUAUGCGAGAGGCAUGCUUAGAAUACUUACUUGACCGAUUAAAACACACCUUUAUAGGGAAAGGAUGCCUUUCUCAGCAGAGAGUAAAAGAGUGCUUCUAUCGAACACUUGAUAUAUGCCAAGAAGAGAUGAAAAAGUCGGCUGCAUAAUCAGAAAAUUCUCCAAAAAUGUUUUUGAGUGCAUCCCUCGCUUUAAACAGACUUAUUUGAAUAAAGAAUAGAAAACA
Messenger RNA from Nematocida parisii ERTm1, 2813 nucleotides. RefSeq lists its product as uncharacterized. Gene Ontology annotation, biological process: telomere maintenance via telomerase. The record is from RefSeq and is a predicted model, not a curated record. The transcript has a single exon. Bases 1 to 2736 code for a protein of 911 amino acids. Gene Ontology annotation, molecular function: telomerase RNA binding; telomeric repeat DNA binding. Gene Ontology annotation, cellular component: telomerase catalytic core complex. Lineage: Eukaryota; Fungi; Microsporidia.